Nannizzia gypsea CBS 118893 is the source of this 1905-nucleotide messenger RNA. Its product is annotated as 2-isopropylmalate synthase. Gene Ontology annotation, cellular component: mitochondrion. The transcript is spliced from 4 exons. Gene Ontology annotation, molecular function: 2-isopropylmalate synthase activity. The coding region runs from base 1 to 1905 and encodes 634 amino acids. The record is from RefSeq and is a predicted model, not a curated record. Lineage: Eukaryota; Fungi; Ascomycota; Eurotiomycetes; Onygenales; Arthrodermataceae. Gene Ontology annotation, biological process: L-leucine biosynthetic process.
AUGCCGAUGCUCAAGGAUCCCUCCAAAAAAUACAAAAAAUUCCAGCCAAUUGACCUGCCAAACCGUCAAUGGCCAAGCAAGACCAUUGACAAACCACCACGAUGGCUGGCCACAGAUCUCAGAGAUGGAAAUCAGAGUUUGGUCGACCCAAUGAAUGGGGAGCAAAAACUUCGAUUUUUUCGCAUGCUAGUUGGCAUCGGAUAUAAAGAGAUUGAAGUCUCGUUUCCAUCAGCAUCCCAGACUGAUUUCGACUUUACGCAGCAUCUCAUAAAAACUCCCGGAACCGUCCCAGAUGAUGUCUGGCUACAGGUUCUCUCGCCCUGCCGCGAGGAGUUCAUCCGACGCACCGUCGACUCCUUAAAAGGUGCAAAGAAAGCCAUUCUCCACAUCUACCUUGCUACAAGUUCAUGCUUCCGACGCAUCAUCUUCAAUAUGACCAAGGAACAGAGUAUGGAAAUGGCGGUGCGGUGUACGAAGUACGCUCGCUCUAUUACAAAGGAUGACCCAGCAACUGCAGGCACAGAAUGGCGAUUUGAAUUCUCCCCCGAGACUUUCUCCGAUACCGAUCCUGAGUUUGCCCUGCAGGUAUGUGAGGCCGUUAAGGAAGCAUGGGGACCAAGUGAAGAGGCACCCAUCAUCUUCAACCUGCCGGCUACCGUGGAGAUGUCGACCCCUAAUGUAUACGCUGACCUGAUUGAAUAUUUCUCAACCCACAUCUCUGAGAGGGAAAAGGUCUGUAUCUCCUUACAUCCACAUAACGACCGAGGAUGUGCUGUUGCAGCAGCAGAGCUCGCUCAGAUGGCUGGUGCACAACGUGUUGAAGGCACUCUGUUUGGAAAUGGUGAGAGAACAGGCAAUGUUGACCUCGUUACUCUUGCUCUCAAUCUAUAUACCCAGGGCAUCUCACCCGGUGUCGAUUUCUCGGAUAUCCUUUCCAUUAUUCGAGUGGUAGAGGAGUGCAAUAAGAUCCCGGUCAACGAACGCUGGCCUUAUGCGGGCAAACUGGUAUUCUGUGCUUUCAGCGGCAGCCAUCAAGAUGCUAUCAAAAAGGGGUUCCAAGCCCGUACUGCCGCUGGCCUCAAAGACGACGAUCCCUGGGAGAUGCCAUACCUCCCUCUCGACCCACAGGACGUUGGCCGAGACUACGAGGCCAUCAUUCGUGUCAACUCCCAGAGUGGGAAAGGUGGUGUCGCUUGGGUUAUACUCCGCAGCUUGGAAAUGGACCUCCCUCGUGGCUUGCAAGUUGCAUUCAGCAAAAUUGUACAGAAGGAUGCAGACCGUCUAAAUCGCGAAUUGAAACCCAACGAAAUCGUCUCUUUGUUUGAAGAAGCUUAUCACCUCAAGACAAACCCUCGCUUCAACUUGAUAGAUUACAACAUCACAGCAGAUCGUUCAACGACCCCAGCUCCUCCUGCCCCAGGCAAGGCUGUCAACACUCAGAACUUGAAGAGACGUUUCACCGGUAUCAUCGAAAUCGACGGCACACAACAUGGCAUUAUUGGUGUCGGGACUGGUGCAAUUUCCGCUCUUGCACAUGCCUUGCAUUCCCUGGGUAUCGAUCUUGACGUCGUUAACUAUACCGAGCACGCUAUUGGUCGUACUAGAGAUGUCAAGGCCGCAACAUACAUCGAAUGUACUGCUGAGGGCUGCUCCCAGAGCGUAUGGGGUGUCGGCGUCCAUCGUGAUGUUGUCCAGGCCAGUUUAAUCGCCUUGUUGAGCGCCGCUAGUUCGUUCUUAACCUCUCGUGCAAGCACUCCAUUCCGUCCAACUCGUACGCAAAACUUUAGCCAGGCGGACAUUGAUGCCUUGGAGCAAUUACAGGGGUAUAUGCCGCUCUCACCAAAUGGAUCAGAGAACAAAAAGGUAAAUAUCAAUGCGUUGGAAUCCGCAGCAGAGAACUUGUGA